Molecule: messenger RNA, 2326 nt
Organism: Exophiala dermatitidis NIH/UT8656
Lineage: Eukaryota; Fungi; Ascomycota; Eurotiomycetes; Chaetothyriales; Herpotrichiellaceae
Exons: 2
Coding region: 258-1691 (477 amino acids)
Cellular component (GO): CCR4-NOT complex; CCR4-NOT core complex; P-body
Molecular function (GO): poly(A)-specific ribonuclease activity; nucleic acid binding
Source: RefSeq, a predicted model, not a curated record
GUGUGAUCCGCGCGGGAUGAUUCGAGUGUCUGUCCCGCAAAGUGUCUUUCUUCACCUCAACAACUUGAACUAUUUUCAAUCACCCUGGAACGCGAAAGAUGAACUCGAACAAGCUACCUCUCUGCAGGAGCGAUCUGUGAAUUUUUGCGCCUUUCACCAAUCACUCUCGCGCUUGUCGCAGUCACCACUGUCGCUCCGCCAUGAACACGCAUGACCUGCUGUCUUCUCCAUCCUCAUCGCAUUAAUUAAUAUCCACCAUGGCGCCUCCUCGCUACGGGAAUCAGUCCAUGAACGGACCCUAUCAUAUCCAACAAAGUCACCUACAGUCGCAUCAGCAUGGCGCUUUACCUCCUCCAACACACUUGGGCACAGCCUCCUUUGGCGCAGGCGGUUCCUCCCAGGCAAGUCCUUUCGCACUGGCUGGGAGUCUGAACAACGGGUUUGACCGCGGCCUCCUUGAUGGCAGUGUCCUUCCAAACCAGAUGGGGCAGAUGGGCUUUUCAAGGGGUGGUCCGGUGCAAGCACAACAGAAUUUUGACGGGUUGGCUGGUCCGCUUGAAAACAAAGAUGAUGCGAGAAUCCGAAAUGUCUGGAAGCACAAUCUAAAAGAAGAGAUGGCAACGUUGAGACAACUUGUCGACACAUACCCGUACAUUGCCAUGGACACAGAGUUCCCCGGGAUCGUCGCUCGGCCGAUCGGACAAUUCACUACAAAAGCAGACUACCACUAUCAGACGUUACGGUGCAAUGUUGACCUUCUGAAAAUGAUACAGCUCGGUAUAACUCUCUUCAAACCCGACGGUACACUUCCGCCUCCGGACGCUGCGCCCACCAAUAAGUCGCAAUAUCACCAGACCAUGCUACCCACUCCAUGUACAUGGCAAUUCAACUUCCGAUUCUCCUUGCAGUCAGACAUGUACGCUCGAGACUCCACGACGAUGCUCGCAAAAGCCGGGAUUGAUUUCGACCGACACGCCAAGCACGGCAUCGAUCCCGAAGAAUUCGGCGCCCUGCUGAUCAGUUCCGGUCUUGUCCUAGAUCCUAAUGUGCACUGGAUCUCCUUCCAUUCAGGCUACGACUUCGGGUACUUGAUGAAGCUCAUGAUUUGCAAGCCGCUGCCCGAAGACGAAGUACAAUUCCACAAAUACCUGGAGAAGUUCUUUCCAUCAUUAUUCGACAUCAAGUUUAUUCUGAAGCACGUUGGACUCAAGGGCCAGGUCAACAACGGACAACCCCUGACACAGGAAGCUGCAUUGAUCGUCCAACGUCUCAUGACGAAAUCCGGGCUUCAAGACGUGGCGGAGGAACUCGCAGUGGCGCGCCUCGGGCAAGCCCACCAAGCCGGCUCGGACUCCUUGCUUACUGGGCAAGUGUAUUUCAAGAUGAAGGAGAAGAUCUUCAACGGCACCAUCGACGAGGACAAAUACCGAUCACAGGUCUGGGGCUUGAACGCGCAGAUGCCCACCAUGGGCAGUGCUGGGCCCGGAAAUGGUCGCGAUUUCAGCACUCCGAACAUGAACGGCGCGACGUUCUACAACCACAACGGGACACCUACUACUCCGCAGACAGGAAACAUCGGCAUGGCCGGCGCUGGUGGACCUACGCACACUCCGGUCCCUUCUCACGGCAUGAUGGGAAGCAUGACUCCCGGAGGGUUUGGCAAUUUCCAGUACCAAAAGGCGAUGAGUUAGAGGCGAUCAUCUUCUGACCACGAAUAUGGCCGCAGAUACAAAAGCCAGAAUUCCCGUCAUCGCGCAGCUCAAUUUGCCUCUGAUUGGACAUGAAGAUUCCGGGAGGGAACUGUCUGCGACUUCAACUGCGCCACGUGACGAAAAGAAUUUCGGAGUGGCCACGUCAGUAAGCAGAUGGCUAGAGAGUUCCAUAAGGACAAUUUGAAAGGCUUGUUUGGAGUCACGGGGGUCGAGCGGAAGGCAAAAAGAAGUUGUAUUCUGGUCUUGCAGUGAAAGUCGGUACCCUUGUUGUAGGCGUUUUUGCUUUGCUGCUUUCAAAUUGCUUUCUGCGACGCAAUGUAGGCAUGAAUGAUACUGUACAGUUUUCUUGCGAAUUGACUGGGCUGGCGUCCGCAUGGUAGGAAGUAGGGGGUGAUGGGCGGCAGGGACAUAAAAACAAGGACAACUUGAACCCAACAAGCACGAUUUGAUCCUUUUGCACAUGGGCCAACUAUUCUGGAGACUCUCUUUCUCUCUCCUGCAAAACAGUAGGUAUGUAGAAGCACGAAAUAGAUUAUUAUUAAUGUUAUUCGUGAUCAAUUACCUGAUUAUCGUAUCGAUUUGUCUCGCCUGCACUGGUCGAAACCGGUGAGCAA